Lathyrus sativus (Indian pea) is the source of this 240-nucleotide messenger RNA. The record is from the annotation of a GenBank genome assembly. Lineage: Eukaryota; Viridiplantae; Streptophyta; Magnoliopsida; Fabales; Fabaceae.
AUGGUUCACGUCUCCUUCUACCGCGACUAUGGUAAAACAUUCAAGAAACCUUGUCACCUAUACGAGAAAGAGCGUUUAGAUGUCGAGUUGAAGCUCGUCGGUAAGUACAGACUCAGAUGUAAACUUGAGCUAUGGGGAGUACAGAACGCUCUGAGCCUAAUCAGGAACAAUGCUAGAAACCUUCUUAGUCUUAAUGAGAAGAAUCCUCAAAGGACUUUUGAAGGUGAAGCUUUUCUUUGA